AUGUGGCGGCACCUCAACCUGCGCUCGCCGCCGCGCGGGCCGCGUGAGGCGAAGCCGAAGUUGCCGCCACCGCAGGCGGAGUACGCGCGACGUGAAGUGUGGUGCCCUUCUAUCGCAGGCGGCGGGUACGAAGACGCGUCGGAGCAGGAGCCAAACUCGCAGGCGUCGUCGCAGGCGUGCUCCGUCGCACCGCCGCCACGCACGACGUCGUCGCCGGCAGAGCCGGCGUCGCAGGAACCGCAGACGCAGCAGCAGCAACUUGUCAUUCGACAGGAGGACAUACGCGACGAGGACUUCCUGCGGCUCGAGGUGCUGGGUGACGGCUCCUACUCGGUUGUAGUUGCCGCCCGUCACCUGCCGACUCAGAGGCUGGUGGCGCUGAAGGAGCUCUCGCGCCGCCGCCUCCGGGAGUUGAACCUGGAGAAGCAGCUGCAGUGGGAGAUCAACGUUCACCGCACGCUGCGCCACCCGAACGUGGUCAGGAUGCUGAGCUACUACGUCACCCCACAGAACGUUGUGCUUGUGCUGGAGAUGUGCCCCCGCGGGACGCUCCUUCAGAAGCUGAAGGCCAUGCCGCACGGCAGGUUUGACGAGCGACGGGCGUCACGGUACGUGCGACAGGCUGCACGGGCGCUGGCGUACCUGCACGGGCACGGCAUUGCCCACCGUGACUUGAAGCUGGAGAACAUUUUUUUAGAUGCGCAGGGUGUGGCGCGGCUGGGCGACUUUGGAUGGAGCAAAGCUGUCGCGGAGCCGACAGUGGGGGGAGACCCCGCCCCCCGAUUGGACAGCCUCGGCACCGCCUCACACAGCGCGGCCGGCGACGAUGCGCAGGGGCGUGGCGGCGGUCGGCUAACGGUCUGUGGCACGCUGGACUACUUGUCGCCGGAGAUGCUCUCUGGCCUGCCCCACACCUUCAAGACAGAUGUGUGGUCCCUGGGCGUCAUGCUGGCGGAGAUGCUCACCGGCGCGCCGCCCUUUUACCGCGUGUCGCACCAGGACACCCUCGACGCGAUUCGCGAGGCGGCCCCUCACUUGGAUGGGGAUGUUCACAUCUCAACCCUGGCCCGAGACUUGGUGCUGGCAAUGCUGCAGAAGGACCCGGACGCGCGUCCAACGAUGGCGGAGGUGCUGCAGCACCCCUGGACGAGGCCUCACCGAGAGAAGGCGAAGUAA
This is a messenger RNA of Trypanosoma conorhini, 1176 nucleotides long. Its product is annotated as serine/threonine protein kinase. The transcript has a single exon. The record is from RefSeq and is a predicted model, not a curated record. Gene Ontology annotation, cellular component: chromosome passenger complex; spindle pole centrosome; spindle microtubule. Gene Ontology annotation, biological process: mitotic spindle organization; protein phosphorylation; regulation of cytokinesis. Gene Ontology annotation, molecular function: ATP binding; protein kinase activity. The coding region runs from base 1 to 1176 and encodes 391 amino acids. NCBI's taxonomy places the organism in Eukaryota, Euglenozoa, Kinetoplastea, Trypanosomatida, Trypanosomatidae.